Messenger RNA from Meyerozyma guilliermondii ATCC 6260, 2793 nucleotides. RefSeq lists its product as uncharacterized. Lineage: Eukaryota; Fungi; Ascomycota; Pichiomycetes; Serinales; Debaryomycetaceae. The transcript has a single exon. The record is from RefSeq and is a predicted model, not a curated record. The coding region runs from base 1 to 2793 and encodes 930 amino acids. Gene Ontology annotation, molecular function: protein binding.
AUGUAUAUCGACACGUCACCAGAUGACAAGUACUUACAAACCUUGACCUUGGGUUCGUUCCCUCGCAAGGUACUACAGUAUCAAUCAUCGCUGGAGUUUAUUCGUCAAUGUAUUUACAUAGACUACAUGCUCCUGCUGUUGAUACAAAGUGAGUUUCGUGGAGAACCAUUAACACCUUCGCGCCAUUUUGUCGAGAAUGACAGAAACCUGACACCUCACGAUAAGUUGCUAGAAAUCCUCAACUAUGCCAAAUCGGUCUCUUCAAGUUACCGUGCCGAAGCCCAGUCAAACGAGGCGAACAUAUACUUCACCACAGUGUUGGCGCACUUGUACUACCUUGAUUCGGAUUUGGAUUCGAUGCAUCUGGCUCUCAACAGUGUUCCAUUUUCGGUGGACAUGGACAACACCACCGCAUCACCCGUCAGAAAUGAGUUUUUGCAGUAUUUAUCUUGUCGUUACCACGUCCUUUUGGGACUCACUAACGUGGGCAAUUCAUACAAGCUCUGGACUGAAUACCUUUUCUACUUCUCCAAGCCAUUUCAACAUUCUAAUGUUGCUGGAAAGUAUUGGCUUGGUUUGAUGUACUACAAUGUUGCCAAGUUUAUUGCUGGGAGCCGAGAACUUUCCUUCAAUGACUUGAAGGAACAAAAGUUUGGCGCCAACGAAAUGGCCAUGGUUUCGUUUGGUGGCUACUUGAUCAGAAACAAGCAACUUAUUGGGCCCAACUUUAAGCAGGAAUUUGCCAAUUAUUUAUUUGAAAUUUUGGAGCGCAAAAUGAACUCGGAGCUGCAUUUUCCUGAUGCCACUGCUACCGACUCCAAAGAGGACUAUUUUGUGGACAAUUUGUGUCAAGCCGUGACCGGGACUUUUUCUCGUAACCCGGUGGUGAAACCUUCGGUGUUGAAAAAGGUGUUAGUCAAGGCUAUGAGUCUGACCUACCAGAGCAUAAUCGUACUUGCAAACUACAUUGAAGUUUUGCUAAGCACUGGUGAGUAUGAUGAAGCAUUUGCGGCUCUCAAAACCUACAAAAUUUACAUCAAAAACCAUCAUGAGAUCCACGGAUUUAUCGAUAACUUAUUAUCGGUCAUCAAUGUUUUUACCGCAUGUUUGGUUAACUUUAAUCCUAUCAGAUCCUUCAAUGGCACUACCACAAACUUUAAACAUGUUACCCGUGCUGAAGUAGCCAACCUUUUAGCAGAAAUUUCCAAGGACCUUGUACACUACUUGAACCUUUUAUCCAAAAUUACCGGCUUAAGUUUUGAUUCCUCGUCAUUGCAAUUGACACCCGAAAAAAUCCAUCUUUCCUUUCUUUAUCAAAAGUAUAACCCAAACUUACUCCAGAAUGAUAAGUCAGAAUUCAUUUCAGAUGUCUCGAAAGGUUGGUCUGCCGUGGGGUUUUAUUAUUCGUAUCUUGCUACCUACGACUCCCCAACUAAAGACCUUCUUGAGGCUAAUGUCUCCUGUGUACUUUUGUACUACAAGCGCAGUUUGAUUGUGAACCCCACUGGCAACAGCGAGUUAUUAUUCGCGUAUGCAUUGGCCUUGGCUCACGCUGGUUUCCUUGAUCCUGCCUUAAAGUUGUGCAAAUUCAUCCUUAGAAAGUUUCCUGAAUCUUUUGAAGCUUGGAACUUGUUGGUCUUGAUUCAAACUGCCAUCGAGUCUAAGAACCCUGAUGUCGUUGUGACAAAGAAGCCAGCGAACGAAAACGUACUCAAUGAGCUCAACGAGGUUCCCAAUGGCCACGAUAAUGGUACUCGUGAACUGGAGAAAUUGAUCAAUAAUGCCCUUAAUGUCGCAGGUAUUUAUAUGGGUAAGCAUCGCAAUAACCCUUACAAGUUUGGAUACACAGUCAAGCAUAACAUUUUGCAAUUGAAGCUUACCCAGUUGGCAGUUUGGGAAGCUAUCUACGGAACUCAUUACGUUAUGGAAUACUUGCACGACGUUUUUGUAUUCUUUCAUGAGUUGUUUGACGUCAACGUUGCUCCCAAAGGUGUUGAACCAGUGUCAACUCCAGCCAAAGAUACAGCUAAAUGGUCUCACCGACCCAGCGUCAUUGAUCCAGAUGUACUGGAUACUGCCCGUUCUGAGAAGGAGCCUGAUCAUUCUAAUGGCCUCUCGCUUACUAGGACCAAGUCGAAUCGACUCACUCGGCGGUUUUCUCGUCUGGCGCCCAAAAGCUCCAAAGAAGUCCCCCUUCCAAAUGGCGCUUCCAAACAUAAAGUCGAUCGUCCUGAGAUGAAGUUGAGUAGUCAAGAAUCUCAGCUUUUGCAAGAUCUUUGGCUCUGGGCAUUCAAGUUAUACUACAAAGUCGGUCAGUUUGAAGAAGCUGAACAGUGUAUUGUUGAAGCUGAAACUGCACUCGCACCCAACUACAAUACUCAUGCUUGUCUUGGAAUGCUCACAUCGAAAGAGCGUAAGUUUCUCUCGUUACAAGAAUUCGAAAAAGCAUUAGAAGAGGUGGAGGACAAGAAGAACAGUUUCCACAAAUCGGCCUACGGGUGGGCUCUCCUCGGAUUGUGCAAGUUGUUCGUUAUUGAUGACGAGCCGCAAAACUCGUUGUUUAUAUCUUCUAAAGAUAAAAAUGCCGGUUUAAUUCGGCUCAAAAACUACUUGGAAGACUACGCAAGAUGUUGGCCGUUCGGCUAUAACAGUCCAGAAGUAUGGUGGUAUUUGAGCUUGGUCUACGAGAAAGUUGAUGACAAGAUAUUGUACGCCAAGAGUCUUUGGCGUACGGUUGAAUUGGAAGACUAUAGGCCUGUCCGAGGGUAUGAAACUUGUAGUCCAUACAAGUGA